AUGAUCAGCUCGGUGUGUGUUUCGUCGUACCGCGGGCGCAAGUCAGGCAACAAACCUCCUUCCAAAUCAUGUCUGAAGGAAGAGAUGGCCAGAUGCGAAGACUCGGACAAAAUCAUCAUCAACGUCGGCGGAACGCGCCACGAAACCUACAGGAGCACCCUGAGGACCAUACCGGGCUCCAGACUCGCCUGGCUCGCGGACACGGACAGCCAGGUGAACCCGGACGCAGACACCGGGCAGACGCACCCGAACAGCGAGUUCUUUUUUGACCGACACCCUGGCAUAUUCGCCUAUGUGCUGAACUACUACAGAACUGGCAAGCUCCACUGCCCGGCGGAUGUGUGCGGCCCUCUGUUCGAGGAGGAGUUGGCGUUUUGGGGCAUCGACGAGACGGACGUGGAGCCCUGCUGCUGGAUGACCUACCGCCAGCACAGGGACGCAGAGGAGGCGCUGGACAUAUUCGAGCCGCCGGAUCCUGAGGACGCGGAGGAUGACCAGGACAUGCCCAGACGCUUUGGCAUUGAGGACAGCCCCGACCGCUCCAGGGGAUGCUGUGAAGUUUGGCAACCAAAAAUAUGGGCGCUCUUUGAAGAUCCCUAUUCUUCGCGUGCAGCCAGGGUAAUAGCCUUCGUCUCUCUGUUUUUCAUCUUGGUGUCCAUCACUAACUUCUGCCUAGAGACCCACGAGGCCUUUUUUGAGUUUCACAAUCACACCGAUACAAAAUCAGCCACCAACAGCACCACCAUCAUCCAGGUUAUGGAUACCAAACCAGUGCUCACAGUGGUGGAGGGAAUCUGCGUGGUGUGGUUUACCUUUGAGUUCCUGGUCCGCAUCAUAUGUUGCCCAAACAAGCUCCUGUUCAUUAAGAACCAGCUGAACAUCAUAGACUUUGUUGCCAUUCUGCCCUUCUAUCUGGAGAGGAGUUUGAUUGGAAACACCUCCAAAGCUGCCAAGGAUGUCCUGGGGUUUCUGCGCGUGGUCCGUUUUGUCCGAAUCUUACGGAUCUUUAAGCUCACGCGACACUUUGUGGGUCUCAGGGUUCUCGGGCACACCUUGAGAGCGAGCGUCAAUGAGUUUUGCUUGCUCAUCAUCUUUCUUGCUCUCGGGGUGCUCAUCUUCGCCACCAUGAUCUACUACGCCGAGCGUAUCAGCGCAGAUCCGGACGAUCCUAGUGGCUGCAACCACACGCAUUUCAAGAACAUUCCCAUCGGCUUCUGGUGGGCAGUGGUCACCAUGACGACACUUGGUUAUGGGGACAUGGUUCCUAAGACGUGGCUCGGCAUGAUAGUGGGUGCGUUAUGUGCUAUAGCGGGCGUGCUUACUAUCGCCAUGCCGGUGCCUGUUAUCGUUAACAAUUUUGGUAUGUACUACUCGCUGGCUAUGGCCAAGCAAAAGCUGCCCAAGAAGAAGAAGAAGCACAACCCAAACCCAGGUAUGGUGUUGGACUCUGGCUCAUUUGGGAAGUCUGAAAGCAACUCGCCACGGAACAGCACACAGAGCGACACAUGCCCACUCGCUGCGGAGGAAAACAUCACAAGAAACCGCUCAGAUUCAAAGCAGAAUGGCGACGCUACCGUAACUCUUUCAGAAGAGGAGGGCUGCAGUCUGACCCAACCGCUCUCUCCUGGCGAGAGGUGGACCCUCCGAUGUUCACGCAACAGAGACAAGACCAUGAAGGAUGCAACCUGCUUUCUUCUGAAUUCUGGGGACUUUUCUUGUGGAGCUGAACCCACAAUCCACACAGAGAGCUGUAAAGAUGCGCUCACUUCUCCAGCAAACUACACUCAAGCAGAAGUGACCACGCUGACCUGA
This is a messenger RNA of Danio rerio (zebrafish), 1812 nucleotides long. RefSeq names its product potassium voltage-gated channel, Shaw-related subfamily, member 4 (gene kcnc4). Gene Ontology annotation, biological process: monoatomic ion transport; protein homooligomerization; potassium ion transport. Gene Ontology annotation, cellular component: voltage-gated potassium channel complex; membrane; presynaptic membrane. The record is from RefSeq and is marked provisional. Lineage: Eukaryota; Metazoa; Chordata; Actinopteri; Cypriniformes; Danionidae. Gene Ontology annotation, molecular function: monoatomic ion channel activity; voltage-gated potassium channel activity.